GUACUAACAUGGAUAAAGUUGAGUGGGCACUCGUUUAAUUAACUCACCGAUAGAACCUACAUCCAAGUGCAAGCGCGAUUGAAUCUUCUCUUGUCCAGUUAUCCGUAAAAAAUCUCUUCGCCAAAGUAUCCAAAUGCCGAUCUGCACGCCGUCAUCUUCCGAUUCGAGCUCUGGCUCUAGCUCCGUGUCAACCAAAUCAUGGAUUAUUCACGGCCUGGCGGUGGGGGCUGCCGCCGCGGUGGCGCUUGGUGCUCACGUCUACUUGUAUUAUCGUCGAUCCGGAAGGUUCCGGAGCCGGGUUGUCGGGAUCAUACCUGCCCGUUUCGCUUCCUCUAGGUUCCAAGGCAAACCACUCGUUCACAUCCUUGGCAAGCCCAUGAUCCAAAGAACAUGGGAAAGGGCAAAAAUGGCAUCUUUAUUGGAUCAUAUUGUUGUGGCGACGGAUGAUGAUAAGAUUGCAGAAUGCUGUAGAGGAUUUGGUGCUGAUGUGAUAAUGACAUCAGAAUCAUGUCGAAAUGGCACUGAGCGUUGUAAUGAAGCACAUCAAAAGCUUGGGAACAAGUAUGAUAUUGUUGUCAAUAUUCAGGGGGAUGAACCUCUUAUUGAACCUGAAAUAAUAGAUGGCAUAGUAAAGGCUCUUCAGGCUACUCCAGAUGCAGUGUUCAGCACUGCGGUUACUUCUUUGAAAUCUGAAGAUGCAUUUGAUCCAAAUCGUGUCAAGUGCGUGGUGGACAAUCGUGGAUAUGCAAUUUAUUUUUCACGAGGACUGAUACCAUUCAACAAGUCUGGAAAGGUCAAUCCACAAUUUCCAUACUUGCUUCAUUUGGGGAUUCAGAGCCUUGAUUCAAAGUUCCUAGAGAUAUAUCCAGAGCUGCCACCAACUCCACUUCAACUGGAAGAAGAUCUUGAACAGCUGAAAGUCCUUGAAAACGGAUACAAAAUGAAGGUAAUUAAAGUCGACCAUGAGGCCCAUGGUGUUGAUACCCCAGAAGAUGUAGAGAAAAUUGAACGUUAUAUGCAAGAGAAAAACUUAUCUUAGCUCCUUCAAUGCCAUUGCGCAUUGCAGAGGGAUCUUAUGGGAAUACCCACAGUUGAGAUCAACACAGGGAUCCAAUUUAUGUAUUGUGAGUCAUCUUCAUUUAGUAGAAUAAUGUACAUGGUGACUGUAAUGUGUGUAAAAUGCGUUCUUUAGGUGUAAACAGGCUUGUAUAGUCUGUAAGAGGAGUAUCAUUUUCCGAACUCGAGAUGUGUGUCCUUUGCCUAAUCCAACCAUAGUCGACGCAUCUUUGUUAUA
Messenger RNA from Olea europaea var. sylvestris, 1294 nucleotides. Its product is annotated as 3-deoxy-manno-octulosonate cytidylyltransferase, mitochondrial. Gene Ontology annotation, molecular function: 3-deoxy-manno-octulosonate cytidylyltransferase activity. Bases 134 to 1039 code for a protein of 301 amino acids. Lineage: Eukaryota; Viridiplantae; Streptophyta; Magnoliopsida; Lamiales; Oleaceae. The transcript is spliced from 8 exons. The record is from RefSeq and is a predicted model, not a curated record. Gene Ontology annotation, cellular component: cytosol.